Molecule: messenger RNA, 8293 nt
Organism: Leptopilina boulardi
Lineage: Eukaryota; Metazoa; Arthropoda; Insecta; Hymenoptera; Figitidae
Gene: Atg17
Product: RB1-inducible coiled-coil protein 1
Exons: 10
Coding region: 1348-5718 (1456 amino acids)
Biological process (GO): glycophagy; positive regulation of protein phosphorylation; autophagy of peroxisome
Cellular component (GO): Atg1/ULK1 kinase complex; extrinsic component of membrane; phagophore assembly site membrane
Molecular function (GO): protein kinase binding; molecular adaptor activity
Source: RefSeq, a predicted model, not a curated record
CCUUCUGUCCUCCGUGCUUGUUUCGAUUCACACUUCUCGACCAUCAGUAAACAGCUGGCGUCGCGAUGCGUCAGAACAAAAUGUUGAGUGGGAGUUUACUGAGCUAGUUGCUCCUGGGAAAGGUAGCAAGAGCUUAUUCAUAAAGUUGAUUUUUCUGUUGAGUUAUUGGACAUUUCAAUUAAAGGACAGUACAUAAAAAACAAAGUGCCAAACUCCCAAACAGAUAAUAAGUUCAGAACAAGUAAAUUACACGUUAAAUAAUUGUAAAACUUGAAGCGAAAGUGAACUUCUUUGUUAUAGUGUACGCGCAUUCGUCGUUAGCGAGUGGCGCAGCAUUGUUUGUUGUGGUUCAACGAAGACCCUGUUUUGAGAUCGAACACCCCGAGGAACGCGAUUUAUUCAGAACAUUCUCAGGUGAAGCACAAAAAGUGACAUCGUAACAAGUUGGAGAUUAGAAAAAGGGAUUCAAGACCUGCAAAUCUUAAGUGAUAUAACUCAGUGUCAACGAUCCCCAGGUCUAUUUAAUUUAACACACACACACACCAAGAAUCAACAAACGCUUAUAUUAUUUAUGUCAAGUUGAAUGCUUUUUUGUAUAUUCAUAUGGGGAAUGCAUGAUUUUUGUACAUCGUCUGCAUCGUAGACUGAAAGCUACCUCGAAAACGUUGAGUCUGAGACCUUGUGAGGCUUAUUAUUUUAAUUUCCCUAAUGCCACCAAGGACACGCCAAGGUGCACUGUUAAUUUAGUUCGCUAACGAGUGGAAACAAGAAGAAAUUAUAUCUAGACUCGUUCUAGUCACAAGAAAAAAAGGUUGUUUUUGAAUCUUAUAUAUAAUUAUACAUAUAUAUGUUUUGAGGAUUUUGAUUUCAACGUUCCUAAAAGUUAACUGCUGGACAACGAAGAAGUCACACAUACACACAGCCUUUUAACAAUUUUUUUUAUGAUCUCAUAUUUGCUUUUCUUCGUUAUUAAUUCCAAGAGUUUUUGUUUUUACAUAUAAAAUUCCAUGAGCUGUGACCAUCGAAUCGUAAUUGUUAAUGAAACGGGGGUUGAUUUAUUGAGACCUUUUUUUGUAAAAACCCACGCUACCUGAAUGAAAUUGAUCAAAGAGUCGAGUGAUAAGCAAGGAGUUUUCUUCAAAGUUCUUGAUGAGGAAGAGUCUAUCGACUCAGCUUAUUGAUAAAUGAAUCGUAGACACUCUGGGGCCGUCCUCGCGAGUUCCAGACAACGUGGGGUACGGCCCCUAUCAAGCUGACUAAAGGAAUUGGAAAAAUUAUUGAUAAUCGUCAUUCUUCAGGAGUAAGGAGAAUUAAUUUUUUUUAUCAUUGAAAAAUAUCAUUUUCAACAUGCUUUACAUAUUUUACGUGGAUACCGGAAGCACCAUCACCUUCGACAUCAAGCUUGCUUUGCAGAGUGUGUCUGAGCUGAAGGAGGCGAUCGAAAGAGAAUGUGGCGUCUUAACGAAAGACCAAGUUCUGUUGAUGAGCGGUGGCGAAUCUUUGGAAUCAGAUGCUCGAGUCUGUUCUUAUUCCGCUGGAACGGACACAAAUCCGAUUUACCUCUUUAACAAGGCAUCCAUCAACAGCAGUGUACCGCCUAUACCUAGCAUUGAUUAUGGCUCUGAUGUUGAUCUUCAGAGCCAAAUUGAUGCUUCGUCGGCGAUGCCGGCGACAUAUCAAACAAUUGUCGCACGUGCUCAGCUGGCCCAACAGUGUUGCGGUUUGGCUCGUGAUCAGAUUCGAAUUUGCGAGAGAUUGGUCCACGAUCAACACUUACAACAACAGGGAUGGGCCGCAGUCAUUGCAAAUCUUGAGGACGUUGUGCAAAUGUUUCAAACCAAAGCUGAACAAUUUCAGCAUAGCUUUGCCGUUUAUCACGCGGAACGACAUCAGUACAUAGAACUUCUUCAAAAUUACAGCAAUGAUGUGGGAACCCUAGCAGAAAUUCCAAUUUUGCCGGCACUGCGAGCGCAAGCGGAGGGUCUUCUCAGUCCUGAUGAAUUGCCAACAUCAGAAGAAGAUGAUUCUGGAGUGUUGAGCUUAUUCAAGUGGAUUUCUGCUAAGGAUAAUCAUAGCACUCUGGAGCAAGUUGCCGAGCAAUGCUCGAGAGGAUUGGAACAGUUUAAUGAGAGUGUGAUGGAAUCGUUGAUGGUUGAUGUAAAUCAAGUAAUUAAAAGUGCAAAUAAACAGGACUUCAAGGAAAUCCGAGGUCUUGGCGAGAGAUUAUUUGCACUUGAACAGUUAAUGACACAGGCAAAGAAAAUUGUUCAAGAACAAGGAGAACUCGCUCAAGGAUUUUUACAAAAUCAAAAUCGCACGAAAAUUGAAGGUGAUGCAAGUGUUCUUCCUGAUCUUUGUACAUCUCAUCGUCGACAACUUCUUGUCAUGUUAAAUAAUCACAAUCAACUACGUGAUAUUCGUCGACGAUGUACAAAAGCAAAAGAGGAGCUAUCGAAUAAUAUUUAUCAUCGUUUAAAAUGGAUCGUUCAUGUUGAAAAUAAAAUAACAAACGUUGAUUAUAAAUUGUCAAUGUACAAUGAAAUUUUAAAGCGAUUAAAAAGAUACUUUGAAGUAUUGCAGCAGAUUCAUUUAGCUCCGGAAAUGUACAUGAGUGCCAUAACAGAGGUGGUUCGACGUAGAACUUUCUCCCAAUCAUUUUUAUCAUGGGCGAGUAAUUUGGCCUGUCAAUUGUUAACUGUUCACAAUGAAGAACUCAGUAGACGUCGUGAAUUUCAGAGUAAAUUUGAUGGACAUUUUCUUAAUACACUCUUUCCUGGUAUGGAGGAUACGCCUCCAGAUUUUGCAACUCAAGCACCGCAAGUUUUUGAUAAUACACUUCCAAAAUUAACUGUGGAGGACAUGGAAUCUUUGAGGAAACAACUACCAGAUUUGGCACUCAAUGUUUCGUCGCCUGAUCUUAGCAGCAUCACACAAUUUUUUUACUCCAAAUGUUUAAGUGAGGGCAGUAUUGACGGUAACAAGGACAAGGAAAGCACUUCAAUGCCAGUUGAUGAUGUCUCGUCCAAGGAUCAAGUCAGUGCUCGUCCUGAGAUGAUGAUCGACAGAGGUGAUUUCGAAUCGGAAACUGAUACGGAGGAGUUUGAGAAGAUUGGCCAACGGGGCACGGACUCGAAGCUGAAUUAUUACGGUGGCAUUCUUUCUGAGGAGUUUCGACAAAAAGAAACGGAGGUUGGUGUUCAGCAAAGUGCAUCAUUGGGUUCUUCAAUCUCGACUAAUAUAUCCCCGCUAAAUUCAAAAGGCACUGAUUUCAAUCGAUCUUCGUCAUCCAGCGAACCCGGAUCCUAUCAUUUUCCUAGUUUAACCACAAGCGAAAGACCACUACCUCAGCUUAGUCCGCUGACCGAGUGCAUCGAAAACGGUUUAUCCAGUUCUCAUGAUCACUAUCUCUCGUGCGACGCACAAACAUUCAGUAAUACUCCAUUAUCCUUAAUUGUCAAUAUUCCUAGACAUUUCCCAAGCUCAAAUCCAUCAACCGUAUCUCAACCCGUAGGGUGCGACGGCCAGCAAAAGUUGCAAAUUGAACAACGACAACAACAACAACAACAACAUUGCGGAAGCGAAGGCAGUAGCCCCGUUGCUGUUGGAGGCGCAGAUUUCAUGGGUACUGAAUUUUACAUGGAUGAAUCACUGCCAAGCAGUCUCAGCGAACAUCCCACCGACAGCCAACAUCAGGCUAUUGUAUCCCUUCUUCAGGAGAAUCUCGGGAACACUCAGGAGGAAGUGGAUCGACUGCGAAAUCUUUUGAGAAUGAUGAAGACAGCCACCACUGAGGCACUUCAGGCUUUUAAAAUUGAAUUGGCCGAUUUAAAAGGGCGAAUGAAUUUUGACGAAAGUGGAAUUGCAACAAUUACUGAACAACUCAAUCAAGCUGUUACUCUUCAUUCAAAUGAAUGUAAACGCAUAAUUCAAGAACGUGAACAAGAAAUGACAGUGGAUCAUGAACUCGAGAUGGCUGAUUUAAAAAAAAUGUUACAGAAUCGCGAUGAAGAUAUUCGUGCUAUGAAAUGUACAAUUAUUGAAAAGGAAACUGAUAUCAGGGAGCACGAACGUCUUUUAAAUACAAUGCGACAAACUUUGGAUAAUGAGAAGUCGGAAAAGAAUAUUUUGCAAGCCCGUUUUCAUGGACAACUCGAAACUAUGAAGCAAGCCAGCUUAGAGAAAGAAAAUACGCUUAAAGAAGCUAAUGAUGCAAGAAUUAUUGAAAUAGCAUCGUUGACAAGUUCUCUGAAUCAGUGUCAAGAAAGAAUACAAGAACUAGAGAAAAAUCUCGCAAUUUCACGCGCUGAUGAAGAGAGACUUGUCAAGGAAGCAAGUGACAAACUACAAGUCGAAUAUAAACGAGAGCUGGAAACCAUCAGAAGUCGCUUCAAACUUAUGGCUGCAUCAACAAUGGAGAGGAGUCCCAGUGAUUCUAGCCUCGAAAAAAUUGAGAGAACGGACGUGAUUGAAUUGGUGAAUCACGAGGCAAUUUUAGCACAGACAAAAGAAGACAUGAUACUGGAGAGAGCGGCAGAAAUACGUCACGCUAUAGAAAAGGAAAGGACGGAAUUCACCGUUAAAUUUGAUCAGGAACUUCAAGUGGCAAGACAAAUGGUUGAGGAAAAAGAACGAGAAUUAGAAAUGUAUAGAUCUAGAGAAAUGACUUUGAUUGCCGAGUGUGAACGAUACAAGAACAUCAUUAGUCUUUUGACUGAAUCUGCAAGUCAAAUUGGACAAACCCUGAGCAAAAAGGUGGAAAAAUUCCAUGCAUUAAACGUACAACUCGAGAAUAAAAUAGCGGCCGAUCAUGAUAUUUUGGUACAGCGAGAAAAUCAGGUUUACGAUUUGGAAGUCGAGAGAAAUGAAUUAAGACAGGAAUUAAAAGGCGAACGAUCGAAAAAUCAAACAACUCUUGGACAUGAGGAAAUUUUAAACGCCGAUCGUGAUGAGGAUCAAGUUUCAGAAUCGAAAAAAGUCAAAUUGGAAGCUGACAGUGAUCCGGCCUAUUUUUCCAGUAGACUUAAGAUACUUGAGGAUGAUAAUAAACGAUUGAAUACUGAGUUGAGAGUAAUGCGAGAGGGUAAAGAGAUGGCGGAAUCUAUUGUUUGUUCAUUAGAGUCAGAUAAAGUGCGUUUGGAAAUUGAAUUAGUCAAAGAGCGUUCGAAACGAAAUUUUGCGGGAGAUUCAGUUGGUUCGUCGUCGAGCACAUCAACCGAGGGACGUGAUAAAGAUAUGAGUACGUCUGUAGCAGUUGUUGCUGAACCAUUAUCUCGAGAUGCUGCAACAAGUCCUGAACAACAUCGGCGAGAAGCUAUGUCCGCUUCAACGUCAACUUCGACCUCGACCAAAAUUCGUGAAAAACUGUCGAAAAGUACCGUCGGUCUUGUGCAACAAGGACUAAUCAACAUUUCGACUUGCAAUCCCGGCGAUUUUGUUUUAGUUCUUUGGGACUCACAGCACAAGAACUUUAUUAUCUUCCAGGAAUCGACAACGAUGUAUUUUCUCAAUUCUGAUUGCAUCAAUAUGUUGGACUUGAAAGGUGGUCCCGAUGGGACGCCUAAUCGAUUGCAUGUCGUUGCAGAAGUCAUUGAUAAAGAAUAUUGCCAUGCGAAGAAGCCUGAAAAUCGUUUUCGCGUGCCUCAAGGUACAAAAUUCUAUCGAGUUCGUGUGAAGCCAGUUCUAAGGAUGGAUUCAAUUUCUUCAGCAAAGAGCCAGUAAUUAUUCAAAAUUGAAAAAGAAAAAUUCAGAAAAUAAAGAUGUGUGCGGUCUCCUCUAUUUCUUGCCUGGUGUAAAAACGCGCUGUGAUUAAGGAAUCGUGUUACUUGGGACACUGUUGACAACUGUAGGAACCAGGCAUACUACUAAAUACGUUCAAGAGGUAUCGCCCCAAGAUCGCCGAUUCCCAUUGUACGUCUCCGCAGCCAUCCGGAUCCUCGGAUCGAGGGACAAAACCUGCCAGAAUCUCGAUGCGCUCACUUGUAAGCUAUAUUAUAUAAAAUUAAAAAAAAGAGCAUUAUAUAAAAGGCAACGCGAGCGAAGGAUUGUAUGCGCAAGUUUAGUGUUGCGAAAUGAGACGGAAGGAUGCGCUGGCGUUUUAUUGUGAUAUAAAUAAUUUUUAACGAGUGCAACAUAUUUGCCGAAUGCUGUGGAUAGCUGUGACUGGAAUUUUUUUUUUUUUUUUUUUUUUUAUAUAAAUAUAAAAGAUAUUAACGACACGAACGUCAUUAUUGUUUUCUCAUUUUUUAGUUCGAUACAAAAAUCUCGCGUAAAUAAAACAAUGUUUUUUUCUUUUUGUUUUUUAUACGAGAUUAAUACGUAAAAAUUUCCCGGUACUUAGUCUCGUCAAACUAAUUUAAAAUUCAUCAUGUUUUUGAGAAUUAUAGAAAUAAGUUUUACACAGCCUUGAAAAUGCUUCAAACGUACACUUAUAUAUAUUAUAUGCAUAUAUAAACUUAUGGUAUAAUAUAUUUCGUAUAUGUAUAGAAGACAAAAAAAAGCAUUAAAUAUUCACGUUUAAUAUCAUAGAGCGUAAGAAUAUUUUAUAAAACGCAAUUCUAUAAAAUAUUAUAUAUAUAUAUUAUGCAAACGGUGGAAGCAUAAUCAACGCGAUAAGGUUUAAUAUUGUACAGAUAUUCUCGUGGGACAUUUUUUCCAUUUCCAAUUUGUGCUUCAAAGCUUCACACACAGAAACACAUCUUCAUCGCUAGACUUAAGUAUAUCACUCCUAUGAUGGAAAUUAUAAUUUAGAAGAUCGCCUCUAGUUCAAAUUUUUAUAAUAGGACCCAAAACUUUACCAAAAAAAAAAAAAAAAAAAAAAAAUAAGAAAAAAAGGAAAACUUCUCGGAAACGAAAAGAAAAUGUCAUAGCGGUCAUUGACAUUAUUUUUAUUCGUUAUUCGAAUAUCAAUUUCUUCAUACUUAGAAUAUCGUUGUUAGUUUCAUUGUUUUUAAAAUGAAAAAAAGCGAGAAAAAUAUAAAUAGAAAUUUUUUUAUCAAUUUCCUGACGUUUCUUUUAAAAAGCGUCAUCCUUUAUGGUAUUAUUAUAAACUAAAGCGCGAUCUAAGCACCUGUAGUAUCGCAUAAUAGCUGUGAUCGUUAGAGUCCUUUAACAAUUUUUUUUGUUCACUUCUCUUUUAGUCAAAUCAAUAAUCUCAAAUCUCAUUAAGGCGUUUUUAUGGCUGUAGGAUUUAUAAAUGAUCCAAGUUUCAUAUAUAUUAUAUAUAUAUAUACCUUUAGGUAAUUUCUUUGUUUAACUACUUGACAAAAAAAUAAAAUAUAAUACAAAGAUAUUUAUACGCAGAGAUAUCUGUCUAUUACAGUGUAGAUAUAAAAUUAAGAUAAUUAGUGAAAAAAAUGUCUUUAAAUAUCGAUCGUUACACUUAUAAGUAUCAUCAUGUCUCUCUCUCUCUAUUUCUCUCUUUUUAUUUCAUUUCUAUUCUGUACAUACAGAGUAUAUUUAUUAUUCACAAAAAAAAAACUGCACCAAUUUACAAAGACAUUACAUUCUCGUUGAUUAUUAUUUUUUUCAAGUUUAUCACGAGGACAGAGUUAAACUACCUGAUUGUAAAUAAUUUUCUUUUUUUUAAGUGAUUCUUAAAAAUAUUUUGCACUAUCGUAAUAUCGAUAAAUCGUAAACGAUAAUAAAAAAAUGAUCUUUUUUUUUUUAAUUUGACGAUGGUUUUGGCUCUGUUCUCAUAGGAAAUCAUAGCUUCGAUAUAGAUAUCCUUAUAGUCUCAUGAAUGGUACGGGUCUUGUUGAACAGACAAGACUUCGAUUUAUAUUUAACUCAUUGUGUCACUAUAACUGAUAUUUUAUCUCCUCUGUUUUUAUCUCAUCUCUUUAUUAUAGGGAAAUUCGUUUUCCUACAAGAAAAAAAAUAUAUGAAAGGGAUAGAGCUUAAUUUCCCUCCAACUAUCUAUAAUUAUUAUUAUUAUUAUUGUAUAAUAAUAAAAUCGAAACUGUUUGAUAAUCAGUAGAAUUUUCGCUUCCAAUGUUGAAUUUCUCAUAGAACAAUAUUUGUAAUUGCUCUAGAGGAAUCUCGUUUAAUGGACUGAAAAUCAGUCUAUGUACUUGGGAGUUUGUACUUUUAACAUUAUCGACGACCUUGUCGCGUUUCCGAAAUUUUUCUUCUCAAUGAGAAUAGUUUAUCCUUACUAUGUGCACACAAGUUGCGAUAUAUUUGUGGAUAGAGAGGAGAGUAAUCCGUACGAGCUUUUUCUUGAAACGUAUUGUUUUAUGAACAAUACGUUAUUGAAAAACAAAAAAAAAAAAGUAAAAUAAAGCGAAAAAAAAAA